GUGUAACUCGGAUGAAUUAAAUGCACUUAGAUUGUAUGUAAAUCUAUUGUUAUCUCCGUCACGUCGACUCACAUUGGUGACACGUAAUGGAAACGCACCCGAACGAUCCACAAUCAAAACCCAGUAGUAAUAAGAACAAAUUUUUCCCUUUUACCAUUUGCUUCGAGAGCGACACGGAACUGGGAUGCGAUUAAUUGUUCUAUAAAACAAUAGUUUCAUUUAUACUACGUGUUAAAGUGUUUGUUAAUAGUCUAGAAAUAUUUCAAAUUCGAAGAAAAUAUGAGCCGAUCUAAAGAUAAAAAGUUGAGCAACAUUGAAGUGCGUCUGAAGGAAAGAGAACGUCUUUUAAAAACAUUAUCGAAAACGGACGAAACUACCGAUGUCUUUCAAAAGUCCAUGGGAGUUUUCGGUCGCUGGCAUCUAUGGAUAUGUUUCAUCAUCUUUCUGGUCAAGUUUCCGGUGGCAUGGCAUCAGUUAAAUAUCGUUAUCAUUGCCCCAGCGCAGAAUUUCUCAUGUAUUGAUAAUGUGGAUCGAUGUGCUGCUAAUUGUACUAAACACAUUUUUGAUGAUUCUAUCUUUACGGAUACAAUAAUCUCCCAAUGGGACCUGGUUUGUGAUAGAGCAUAUUUGGCUAACAUGGCGCAGACUUUCACCAUGUUUGGAAUUUUGGUUGGCAACGCAUUCUUCGGUUUCUGGUCUGAUCGAUCAGGGCGAAGUAAACCAAUGAUCGUAGCGGUGAUCAUCCAAGUGAUUUCCGGCUCGCUGUGCGCUUUCGUUCCAUGGUUAUGGGCGUUUUUGCUGUUACGUUUUGUCGUUGCUACAGCUACUGGCGGUACCAUGGUCACAAGUUUUGUUCUCGUAAUGGAACUAAUUGGUACAAAAUGGCGAUGCACAGUAGCAACACUCUAUCAAAUCCCUUUCAAUCUGGGUCAUUUGACCUUGGCACUGUUUGGAUAUUUAUUCAGAGACUGGCGUUAUUCUCAACUAGCGAUCUCAUUACCUUCGAUUAUCUUGAUAUCUUAUUUCUGGUUGCUACCAGAAUCACCAAGAUGGCUGCUCGCUGCCGGUGAGGUCGAGAAAGCAACCAAAAUUCUCGAAACCGCCGCAAAACACAACAAUCUUCCGGUGGAGAGCAUUGCACAGGAAGUGAAAACAUACGCUGAAAAGAAACAAAACGAGACACAGGCACGCGGACGUGCCGUUGAUUUGUUUAACACUAGAGUUAUGUGUUUGCGUACUUGUUGCAUUGGAUUCAACUGGAUCGUCUGCGGUUUGUGUUUCUUUGGCGUCGCACAGUACGUGGGUCAACUGGGUGGUAAUCUUUUCUGGAAUAUUGCCGCAUCGGCAGCAAUCCAAGUACCUGGAACUUGCAUUUCCAUCUUACUUUUGGAGAAAUUAGGCCGCAAACCUACACUUAUUCUUUCCAACUGUGUCGCUGGCAUUUUUAUGUUGCUCAUUCCGUUUGUAGAGGAACAUUCUCAUUGGAGAGUGAUCCUUGCUGUAGUUGCCAUGUUUGGAAUAUCAAUUUCUUUCCCAUCGGUUUACUUGUUUUCGGGUGAAGUCUUCCCAACAGUGGUCCGUAAUUUGGGAGUUGGUAUAACAUCCAUGAUGGCUCGUUUCGGAUCGAUUGCAGCGCCACACAUCAGUACUUUGGGUGCGUACGGAGCUGCUCCAUGGGUUGUUCCAGUGAUAUUUGGUGUAGCACCUUUGAUUGGUGCUAUUUUGGUAUUAUGGCUUCCAGAGACCAGAAAUACCAAAUUGCCUGAUACUUUAGAAGAAGCUGCUAAUUUUGGCAAGAAGAAUAAAUGCGAAGCGCUUAAAGGCGUUGCAUAAAUUAAUUAUUAUAAGUAAUUAAAUUACAAACAUAUGUACAGACAACAUUGUGCAAUUUUGUUUAUGUGAUAGCGUAAGUUCAUUUAUAUAGCAAAAUUGUAUGCCAUUUGCAAAUAUAUUUAUUUUUUAUUAUCGA
Dalotia coriaria is the source of this 1969-nucleotide messenger RNA. RefSeq names its product organic cation transporter protein-like. The record is from RefSeq and is a predicted model, not a curated record. The transcript has 5 exons. Bases 280 to 1833 code for a protein of 517 amino acids. Gene Ontology annotation, cellular component: membrane. Gene Ontology annotation, molecular function: transmembrane transporter activity. Gene Ontology annotation, biological process: transmembrane transport. Lineage: Eukaryota; Metazoa; Arthropoda; Insecta; Coleoptera; Staphylinidae.